UCAGCACAUAAAGAUGGUCCGGAGCAGCUCAUAAGAAGCUGUUGGUGAGAGAAUAUAUUAGAGUGUUGGAACCCUGUCAGUGCCCAGAUGGAGACCAACACUGCUUUCCCACCGGAGGCACCAAAGGUCAGCUUGGUAGCUGGCGAUGAGCGCGUAGACUACAUCAGAGAGCAAGUAUUCAGAUCCCUUAGGUUAAAAACUGACAAAUGGAACCGCUUUGUAUCCAAUGAGGAGAAUCAGAAGCUGGUACUGGACUUUCUGGAGGCUGCACAGUGUCGGAGGCUGGUCUUCUUCUCUGGGCCUGGUGGUAGUCUGCAUGCAUCAGCUGAACAGGUCAGUGCAGUAGAAACUCCUGGUAGUGGGUUUGUGGCCCAGACCUCUAACAGACUGCCAAUAUCUUCCAAAGCCAAACAGUUCUGCUUGGUAAAGAAAGAGCCAGUAAGAAUUUCCACCACUAACUACAAGCAGAGUAUUGAAAUGGGAGAAGUUUCUUAUAUGAUUCUGGAGCAAGUCCCUGUUCUCAUCAGUGAAGUGUUGCUCACAAUUCUAUCCAACCCAAAGAAUUAUACUGAGUGGCCAAGGGUCAUUUUGCAAGAUAUUAGAGGUCAUAUCGAAAAUCUCAAAUGUAAAGUGAUAAAUCUCCAGGGCCUCGUUUCUGGAAAGACGUACUUACCAAUGCCCACAAUCCCUGAGUUUGACGACGAUACAAAUAUCUUAAGCACCAAUGAUAGAAUUACCCUUCAUGCCAUAGAAACCAUUGUAAUCCAAUGGACCCAUCAGAUAACAGAUGUUCUUAACCGAGACUCGGCACAAAAGAUUUUAAAGGGUGAACAUCCAGGACCCUCUGCUGAACUAGAAUUUUGGCUGAUGCAGAAAGAAAACCUGUAUGGCGUUUCUUGCCAGUUGAAAAGUCCAGAGGUGCAGAAAGUUAUAGAAAUUCUUCACAGAAGAAAAAGCAGCUAUUACCCAAGUUUCAUGGAAAUGAUCUCUAAAGUGGAUGAAGCCCUCUCAGAGGCCCUGGAUAUUGAAUUACAUCUCAGGCCACUGAAAUUUUACAUUGCUCACCUGGAGGAAUCCAACAUGCCAGACAUUGAGAGCUUUAUAUUGCCACUCUUCCAUACGAUCAGCCUGAUAUGGACACAUUCCAAGUAUUAUUGCUUUCCUCAGCGCAUCAUUGUCCUCUUGCAGGAAUUCUGCAACCUUGUCAUUGACCGGGCUCAAAACUACCUCAUCCCUGAAGAGAUCUUCAAAAUGGAGUUAGAAGAAGGACUGGAAAAGGUCCAGCAGACAAUCCAAAUGUUUAAAUCUUUUAAGACGGUCUUUUCUUUAUACAAAGAGGAAGUUUCGGGUUCUGCAAAAAAAGAUGGAGUAAAAACCUGGGACUUUCCGUCCAACCUUGUAUUUUUCCGAUUUGAUAGUAUUCUGGAACGACUAAACUACAUUGAGGAGCUUUUCACAGCAGCCAUCGACUUCCUGAAAUUAGAGAGAGUGGAAAUAGGUGGUCUUCGUGGGAAAAUCCUUAGUGAAGAAGUUCACGCCAUGUGUGAAGAAUCAAAUGAAAGCUGGCGAAUUCUGCAGGAAAGCAAAUACGACCCUCUUGAUUACACAAAUACGGACUUUUUGGUUGAUUACGUGAGAUACAGCCAGCAAAUAAAUGACUUUGACCAUCACUUGGGCAGAAUUUUGAAUUUGGCAUUUGAAGAGUCAAAUGGACUUGAGUCAGCUUUCAAGGUUUUGCAAAUAUUUGGUGCACUUCUUGACCGGCCAGUGAUCAAUUCUCUGUUCAGACCAAAUUAUGCUAAACUGCUUUCCAUGUUUGAGCUUGAAAUUAACUCUUGUAGGAGAAUAUUUCACAGUCAAGAAGAAAAAUGGAAUGAUGGGCAGGGUGUUCUUCAUAAAAAUAUGCCAGUCACUUCAGGAACCCUAAAAUUGUCCCAGGAACUGCGAGAGAGAAUGGAAAAGCACAGAAGUUGCUUCAAACACACCAGUCUCAGAGCUCUGCAAAAUGAAGAAGCAAAUCGAAUCUUUGAAAAAUAUGACAAGUUUAUGAAACUUUUAGAUGAACACGACAAGGAGACAUUCAGUGUCUGGGCUCAGGAUCUCAGUGACUGCUGUGAGACAUAUCUCAACCAGCCCAUUCUCAGAUGUGACAAUAAUGGCGUCUAUGACACAAAUUUUAAUCCUAAGCAUAUUGGAAGCCUGAAUCUCAUAACGGAAUGGUUUAAUAGGCUGCAGCGCACAAUCUUGCAAGUAGAGAGGGAUCUUAUGCAAGAUGAACUUCAAGCCAUGGAGGAUAAGAUGAAACCGGCACUUUCUCUUCUGACAUGGCAGACGGAGGAUUUAGACACAUAUAUUGAAGAGACCAAAGAGCUGGUGUGUGGCGUUGGUAGCAGAGUCUUAAAAGCCAAACAGAAUGUGGAAAUGAUGCAGUGUCUUUUGGACAAACUUCAUGUGAAUUUGUUUGUAGUGAGAAAAUAUGGUAAAACCAUUCCACUGUUGCGCCUACGAGACAAAGAGAGAACAGACAAACAAUAUGCUGUAGCAAGUGACGUUGGCAGUAAAAUACAAGAGCUUCUACAGAACAACCAGCAACUGUUCCAAGCAGAUCCCAUUUCGGACAUAUGGAAGGUAUAUACAGAAUACUUGGACCACAUUAUUCAAGAGGGAUUAUGUAAGGCAGUGAAGCAUUCACUUCAGUACUUGAUUGAUAACACAGAGGCAUCUCUUAAAAAAAGCCCUUUGUUUGAAGUUGAGCUUGUCCUCAGUGGAGGUGAAAUGACUUUUAGACCUUCUUUGGAGUCUAAAAUCAGUGAUAAUUUCUCUAACAUAAUAGAGAGCUUGCUUAGAGACACCUAUCAGAUUGCAUCUUUUAUACCCCGGGUAGCAGCACAUCUCGGAAAAGAAACAUAUCAGCAAGAUGUUGAUGAGACAGAGAAGCUGAGGGAAAUGCACGGGGAAAUUAUGAGAAGGGUGCAUUCGACCAUUGUUAAUGUGAAAGUGUAUCAGAGACACUUUGAAAAGUACAGCUAUUUGUGGACGGAUGAUAAAGCGGAGUUCAUGAAGCAGUUUCUUCUGUAUGGUCGAUUUCUUAGCACAGAAGAAAUGGAAUUGUAUGCAGAUUAUGAGCUGCAAAAAUGUACGCCACAGUUAGAGCACUUCGAGAAACAGAUCAAUGUUUAUGAAUCAUUAUACAAAGAAGUAGGAGGCUUUGAAAGUGAGAAGAUAUUUGAUGGCUGGCUUCUAGUGGACACAAAACCAUUUAAAUUGUCGUUGAUGAAUGAAAUCAAGAAGUGGAGCUGGAUGUUUAAGGAACAUUUAUUAAACCAUGUGACAAGCAGUGCCAACAAGCUGGUUGAGUUUAUUCAACUCACUGAAAAAGGACUGGCUAAAAAAGUUCAGGGGGAUGACUAUACUGCACUUGUUGAAAUAAUGAGCCAUUUGAUGGCCAUUCGGGAUCGACCAUCUACAGAUGAGCAGUUCAGACAUUUGAAAGCAACAGCUGAACUCCUGCGCGAUUAUGGGCAGCACCUGCCUGGUCAAAUCUACUCUCAGCUAGAGGAAUUACCAGAGAGGUGGAAAACUCUAAAAAAGACGGCCUUCAUUGUAAAGCACGAGGUCUCUCCUUUACAGUCCAAUGAAGUGUCUGUUAUCAGGAGAAAAUGUGUCCUUUUUGAGGUGAAGCAGCAUGAAUUCCGAAGUCGAUUUAAAAAUGAAAUUAUAUUUAAUUUUGAUGCAGACGGGCCUUACAAACACCUGGAUAAGACUCACAGAAACAUAGCAAGACUUGAGGGCGAAAUGAAGAAACUGCAGGAGACAGCAGACCUGUUUGAAGUGAACAUGCCGGAGUACAAACAGCUCCAGCAGUGCCGCGUCGCUAUCAUUUUGCUCAAGUCAGUUUGGGACAUGGUGAUAUUUGUUCGGACAAGCAUUAAGGACUGGAUGAAAACUCCAUGGAAACAGAUAAAUGUUGAGCAAAUGGAUAUGGAACUGAGAAGAUUUGCCAAGGAGAUGAAGACACUAGAUAAAGAGGUACGGACCUGGCAUGUCUACUUAGGCUUAGAAUCCACAGUCAAAAACCUGUUGACAUCACUGAGAGCCGUAAAUGAGCUACAGAAUCCUGCAGUCCGGAAAAGGCAUUGGCUACAGCUUAUGAGUAAAACAGGGGUAAGGUUUGUAAUGAAUGAAGAGACUGUCCUUGGAGACCUACUGGCUCUUCAGCUUCACAAAGUCGAAGAUGAAGUAAAGAACAUUGUGGAUAAAGCGGUGAAAGAAAUGGCCAUAGAAAAGGUGCUGUCAGAGAUAAACCACACUUGGAGCAUAAUGGAGUUCUCCUAUGAGAAACACCCCACGGGAACGCCGUUAUUAAAAUCAGAUGAGAACCUAAUUGAAACGCUGGAAGACAAUCAGGUUCAGUUGCAGAACAUUUUGAUGAGCAAAUAUGUUGAGUAUUUCUCGGUGGAGGUGACCAGAUGGCAGAAGAAAUUAAUAGUUGCGGAUAUGGUUAUCUCAGUCUGGCUGCAAGUUCAGAAAACCUGGGCACACUUGCAGAGCAUUUUCUCCAACUCAGAAGAUAUCAGAAACCAACUUCCAGAAGAUGCCAAACGAUUUGAAGGAAUAGAUAUGGAUUUCAAGGAAAUGAUGGAAGGCAUUGUAACCAGUUCAAACAUAGUCAUUGAAGUUACAGACCAGACAGGACUUCUUGAAAGGCUAGAAGCCCUUCAGCAAAGGCUUACGUUAUGUGAGAAAUCAUUAGCAGAUUAUUUGGAAGCCAAGAGGCUACGAUUCCCUCGUUUUUAUUUCGUUUCUUCUGUGGAUUUAUUAGAAAUUAUUUCCAAAGGCACUCAACCUAAGCAGGUGACCAGACACUUCCUGAAGCUGUUUGAUAAUAUCGCUGAUCUCAGAUUUGAAGAUGAAGAAGAGAAAGCACAGACUGCUGUUGGAAUGUUCAGUCGGGAAGGGGAGUUUGUACCUUUCAUAAAGCUGUGUGUCUGUGAAGGGCAGGCAGAAGGGUGGUUGCGGCGCUUGGAGGAAACCAUGAGAGCGACUGUCAGGCAGGAGAUCAUUGAGGCAGUGAGUGGCUAUGAGGAUAAGCCUCGGGACCAGUGGAUGUUUGAUUAUUCGGCGCAGGUGGCUCUCGCUGGCAGUCAGAUCUGGUUUGUUGCCGAUGUGGAAAUUGCUUUUGAGAGACUUGAGGAAGGAUUUGAAACUGCUCUGAAGGAUUAUAACCGCAAACAGAUUGCCCAGUUGAAUGCCCUUAUAAACAUGCUGCUUGGGGAGCACACCCCCGGCGACCGCCAGAAGAUCAUGACAAUAUGCACAAUUGAUGUGCACGCUCGAGAUGUGGUCGCCAAGCUGAUUGCACAGAAGGUCUCAAAUGGGCAGGCGUUUACAUGGCUUUCCCAGCUGCGCCACCGAUGGGAAGAAGAGCAGAAGGAAUGUUUUGUUAAUAUCUGCGAUGCACAGUUUCAGUACUCAUACGAAUACCUGGGGAACACCCCUCGCCUCGUCAUUACCCCGCUUACAGACAGAUGCUACAUAACCCUGACUCAGUCCCUGCACUUGGCUAUGAGUGGCGCUCUCUCGGGUCCUGCCGGAACAGGAAAAACUGAAACAACCAAAGACCUAGGCCGCUCCUUGGGUAUCAUGGUGUAUGUGUUUAACUGCUCAGAGCAAAUGGACUACAAGUCCAUUGGAAACAUCUAUAAAGGCAUUUGCCAGACAGGCGUAUGGGGGUGCUUUGAUGAAUUUAACCGCAUUUCAGUGGAAGUACUUUCAGUAGUAGCAGUACAAGUGAAAACAAUACAAGAUGCUAUUCGUCACAAGAAAAAGAGGUUUUAUUUUCUGGGUGAAACAAUUGAGCUGAUAACUACAAUUGGGAUCUUUAUUACUCUCAAUCCAGGGUAUGCAGGUAGAGCAGAGCUCCCGGAAAAUGUCAAAGCUUUGUUCCGCCCCUGUGCUAUGGUGAUUCCAGACUUUGAACUUAUAUGUGAAAUAAUGCUGGUGGCAGAGGGAUUUGUGGAUGCAAGGAUGCUGUCAAGGAAGUUCAUCAGUCUGUACACUUUGUGCCGUCAGCUGCUUUCUAAACAGGAUCAUUAUGACUGGGGUCUGAGGGCAAUCAAGUCUGUGUUAGUGGUAGCUGGGUCCUUGAAGCGAGAAGACAGGAGCAAGCCGGAGGAUCUGGUUUUGAUGAGGGCCCUGAGGGACUUUAAUCUUCCUAAGAUAGUAACCAAUGAUGUGGCAAUAUUUCUGGGGCUCAUCAAUGACUUGUUUCCCAUGCUGGAAGUUCCAAGGAAGAGAGAUGUGAAGUUGGAACAGAUGGUUCGCCAGUCCGUCGCUGAGCUCCACCUGCAGCCAGAGGAGAACUUCAUUCUGAAGAUCACCCAGUUGGAGGAAUUACUUGCCGUGCGCCAUUCUGUUUUUGUAGUAGGAAACGCAGGAACUGGGAAAAGCACGAUCCUGAGGACCUUACAUAGAACUUAUUCUAACAUGAAACUCAAGCCCACUUGGAACGACAUUAACCCCAAGGCAGUAACAACAGAUGAACUGUUUGGGUUUCUUCAUCCGUCGACACGGGAAUGGAAAGAUGGACUCUUUUCCUUUAUUAUGAGGGAACUCUUUAUCAUACCCCAUGAUGGUCCCAAGUGGAUUGUUCUUGAUGGAGAUAUUGAUCCAAUGUGGAUUGAGUCUCUGAACACAGUCAUGGAUGACAAUAAGGUUCUGACCUUAGCCAGCAAUGAGCGAAUAUCAUUGUCUCCCUCCAUGAGGCUCCUCUUUGAAAUCAGUCAUCUCCGGGCGGCCACACCAGCAACAGUAUCUAGAGCUGGCAUCCUUUAUGUCAACACACAAGACCUUGGCUGGAGCCCAUAUGUUACCAGCUGGAUCGAAACUCACAAAACUCAGUCUGAAAAGGCAAAUUUGACGAUAUUGUUUGACAAGUACGUUCCUUACUGUUUGGAGCAAGUGCGCUGUAAUUUAAAGACCAUAACUCCAAUCCCAGAAAACAGCAUGGUGCAGACACUGUGUUCCCUGCUGGAUUGUCUGCUGACUCCUGAUAACACACCUCCCGAUUCCCCUCGAGAAUUAUAUGAAAUUUAUUUUGUCUUUGCCUGUGUCUGGUCAUUUGGUGGUGCUCUCUUUCAGGAUCAGCUUAUUGAUUACCGCCUGGAGUUUAGUAAAUGGUGGAACAAAGAAAUGAGAACCAUUAAGUUUCCUUCACAUGGUACAGUCUUUGAUUAUUAUAUUGAUCCUGAUACCAAAAGAUUCACACCUUGGGCAGAGAAAAUUCCAGAGUUUGACAUGGUUCCGGAUAGCCCUUUACAGACUGUGCUGGUCCACACUGCAGAAACCGUACGGGUGAGAUACUUCCUGGAUUUGCUGCUAGAGAAGGGGAAGCCAAUUAUGUUGGUUGGAAAUGCAGGAGUUGGAAAAACUGUCCUUGUGACAGACAAAGUGACUAAACUUUCAGAAGAUUACAUGGUAGCCAAGGUUCCCUUCAACUACUACACCUCCUCUGCUAUGCUCCAGCGAGUCCUGGAAAAAUCAUUGGAGAAAAAAGCUGGGAGAAACUAUGCUCCUUCAGGCACCAAAAAACUGAUCUAUUUCAUAGACGAUCUUAACAUGCCAGAAGUUGAUGCUUAUUGCACUGUGCAGCCACACACCUUAAUCCGGCAGCAUCUCGAUUACAGCCAUUGGUAUGACAGACAGAAACUGAUUGCAAAAGAGAUACAUAACUGCCAGUAUAUAACAUGCAUGAAUCCUGCAGCUGGAAGCUUCUCCAUCAAUCCUCGUCUUCAGAGGCAUUUCUCUGUGUUUGCGGUGCAUUUCCCUGGCGCGGAUGCAUUAAAUACCAUUUACAGCAAGAUCAUUAGCACACAUUUCCAGCAUGGCAGCUUCAGUUAUAGCGUUAUCAAAGCUGUACCUACCUUAGUACAAGCAGCAAUUUGCCUUCAUCAGAAAAUGACCCAGAAUUUUCUCCCAACUGCUAUCAGGUUUCAUUAUAUUUUCAACUUGAGAGAUUUAACACACGUAUUUCAGGGAAUCCUUCUUGCUUCUCCGGAAUGCAUUCGAUUCUCUAGCGAUCUAGUGCAGUUAUGGCUUCAUGAAUCAUCUAGAGUGUACUCUGACAAGCUCAUGGAAGAAAAAGAUAUCGAACAGUUUAAGAAAGUCCUUAUUGAUACAUCUAAAAGAUAUUUUGAGGGCAUUGAUGAGGAUGCAUUGCUCCAGAUGCCACUGGUGUAUUCCCACUUUGCUCACGGCAUUGGGGAACCCCGUUAUUUUCCUGUGUCAGAUUGGGAGAAACUAACUAGAAUUUUAACAGAUAUUCUUGAGCACUACAAUGAGAUCCAUGCUGCAAUGAAUCUUGUUCUCUUCGAGGAAGCCAUUCAGCACAUCUGCCGUAUCAGCCGGAUUCUUGAGUUCCCUUAUGGCAAUGCUCUUCUCAUUGGAGUUGGAGGCAGUGGCAAGCAAAGCUUAUGCCGUCUGGCUGCUUUUCUCAGUUCACUCGAAGUUUUUCAAAUAACCCUUCGGAAAGGUUAUGGCAUCAAUGAUCUCAGGAGUGAUAUUGCUACACUGUAUUUCAAAGUGGGAGUGAAGAACAUUGGGACAGUUUUCCUGCACACAGAUGCCCAGAUACCCGAUGAGCGGUUCCUUGUUCUAAUCAAUGACAUGCUGGCUUCAGGUGAAAUCCCAGAUCUCUUUAGUGAAGAAGAAGUUGAUAGCAUUGUCUCUUCUACACGAAUGGAGUUGCGUGCCCUGGGCCUGCCGGACUCCAGAGAGAACUGCUGGCAAUUUUUUAUUGAUCGCAUCCGCCGACAGCUGAAGAUUGUCCUGUGUUUUUCACCGGUGGGUUUUACUCUAAGGGCGAGAGCAAGGAAGUUUCCUGCCCUUGUGAACUGUACAGCAAUUGACUGGUUUCAUGCUUGGCCCGACGCUGCCCUGCAGUCUGUUAGCAGCAGCUUUAUCCAGAGGCUGGAGGGCCUGGAUCCCCAAGUGAAGGAGUCUAUUAGCCAGUUCAUCACUUAUGCACAUACAAGUGUGAAUGAAGUGAGUGUAAAAUACCAGCAGAAUGAAAAGCAUUACAACUACACAACCCCCAAAAGCUUUCUGGAACUUAUUAAAUUAUACUGGAACCUCCUUGGAAAGAAAAGGAAUGAGCUAGUCCAGAAAAUGGAGAGACUGGAAAAUGGUUUGCAAAAGCUUCAAACAACUGCACUUCAGGUGGAGGAUUUGAAGUCAAAACUUGCCGUUCAAGAGGUAGAACUUCAACAGAAAAACAGGGACAUGGAGGCGCUGAUUUCCAAAGUAGGGCAACAAACGGAGAAACUGAAUCAAGAGAAAACCGUGGCUGAUGCAGAGGAGCGUAAAAUUGCUGCUAUCCAGGCAGAGAUUACCAAACAACAGCAGGAAUCUGCAGAUGACCUUGCCAAAGCAGAGCCUGCACUUCAAGCUGCCAACGCAGCCUUAAACACUCUAAACAGGCUGAAUCUGACAGAGUUAAGAGCAUUCCCCAAUCCACCAGUCGCUGUGACCAACGUGACUGCUGCUGUCCUCGUCCUGCUGUCUCCAAAUGGCAAAAUCCCCCGAGACAGAAGCUGGAAAGCUUCAAAGGUGUUAAUGAGUAAGGUGGAUGAAUUUCUUCAAAAUCUCAUCACUUUUGAAAAAGAACAUAUUCAUGAUGCAGUAGUCAAGGCCCUAAAAGAUGAAUACUUGAGUGAUCCGGAGUUUAACCCAGAAUUUGUGCGCAUGAAAUCCUCAGCGGCUGCAGGGCUUUGUGCUUGGGUGAUUAAUAUUAUUCGAUUCCAUGAGGUAUUCUGUGAGGUGGAUAUAAAACGGCAGUUGCUGUCCCAAGCCAACACAGAUCUUGUUAUUGCAGCCGAAAAACUGGAAAUGAUUCAAAAAAAGCUGGAAGAACUAGACACAAACCUGGCUGCUUUAACAACUGAUUUCGAAAGAGCCACGGCUGAGAAAAUCCGCUGUCAAGAAGAAGUGAAUAGAACUAACAAGACUAUUGAGCUGGCUAACAGAUUAGUGAAAGGUCUAGAGUCAGAAAAUGUGAGAUGGGCACAGUCUGUGGCUAUUUACCAUGAACAAGAGCAUACCCUGUGUGGGGACGUCCUGCUCACUGCAUCCUUUAUCUCAUAUGCCGGCUCCUUCUCCAAAAAGUAUCGAUAUGAACUGGUUGAACAUUUGUGGAUGCCAUUCCUUAGAUCUCAAAAGUAUCCUAUCCCAAUGACAGAAGGGCUUGAUCCUAUAUCCAUGUUAACUGACGAUGCAACUAUUGCGAAAUGGAAUAACGAGGGAUUGCCCAGCGAUACAAUGUCAAUUCAGAAUGGCACAAUACUUACAAACUGCGAGCGAUGGCCUUUGAUGAUUGACCCUCAGCUUCAAGGAAUCAAGUGGCUUAAAAGUAGAUAUGGUUCCAGAUUAAAGGCCAUUCAUUUGGGACAAAAAGGGUACGUUGAUGAGAUAGAGCAGGCAGUUGUUGCUGGGGACCCGGUUUUGAUUGAGAACUUAGAAGAAACCAUUGACCCGGUUCUUGAUGCUUUGCUCGGGAGGCACACACUUAAGAAAGGAAAAUACAUCAGAAUUGGGGAUAAGGAGUGUAAAUUUCAUCCUAAAUUCCGGCUUAUACUUCAUACAAAGUUGGCAAAUCCACAUUACAAACCCGAAAUACAGGCACAGACAACUCUAAUUAAUUUUACUGUAACACGGGAUGGUUUGGAGGAUCAGCUUCUAGCUGACGUUGUCAACCUGGAAAGGCCAGAUUUGGAACAGUUCAAGUCUGAGCUCACAAAGCAGCAGAAUUAUUUUAAAAUUGAGUUGAAAAUGCUGGAGGAUGAAUUACUGACACGCCUAUCGGCCGCGGAGAGCAAUUUCCUGGGGGACACGUUGCUAGUGGAGAAACUGGAAACCACCAAACUCACUGCAGCAGAAAUAGAGAUGAAGGUGCUGGAAGCCAAGGUCAACGAAGUCAAGAUCAAUGAAGCCCGAGAGCAUUAUCGGCCUGUAGCCGCAAGAGCUUCCUUACUCUACUUCAUCAUAAACGACCUGAAAAAGAUCAGCCCCAUGUACCAGUUCUCACUUAAGGCCUUUAACAUUGUGUUUCACAAGUCUGUGCGGCAAGCAGAAUCAUCUGAUGAUGUCCAAACACGAGUUAAUAAUCUCAUUGACUGUGUGACGUAUUCAACCUUCAUAUAUAUCAGCAGAGGUCUGUUUGAGCGAGAUAAAGUAACGUUCACGUCCCAGCUGGCUUUUCAGCUUUUAUUAAUGAAUAAAGAAAUAUCUGCCCAGGAACUUGAUUUCCUGCUUCGUUUUAAUGUUGAGCACAACUAUAACAGCCCAUUGGAAUUCCUAUCCAAUUCUGCUUGGAGCGCUAUUAAGACUAUGAGCUUUAUGGAUGAAUUCCGAGGCCUUGACAGGGAUAUUGAGGGAUCUCCAAAACGCUGGAAAAAAGUGGUUGAAUCGGAAUGUCCAGAGAGAGAGAGGCUGCCGCAGGAAUGGAAAACAAAGAGUUCCCUGCAGAAAAUGAUAAUGAUGCGUGCACUUCGACCUGAUCGAAUGACUUACGCAGUCAGAAAUUUUGUCGGUGAGAAACUUGGAACCAAAUACGUGGAGACACGCAAGACAGAGUUUUCCAAAUCAUUUCAGGAGAGCGGUCCUGGUACAGCCAUAUUUUUCAUCCUUUCCCCUGGAGUGGAUCCACUGAAAGAUGUUGAGUCACUAGGGGAUAGACUUGGAUUUACCAUUGACUCAGGAAAACUUCACAAUAUCUCUUUGGGUCAAGGGCAGGAAGUUAUAGCAGAAAUAGCGAUGGAGAAGGCAUCAAAAGAAGGUCACUGGGUUAUACUUCAAAAUAUUCACCUUGUAGCCAAGUGGCUAAGCACUCUGGAGAAACUGCUAGAAAGGUACAGCGAGGAAAGCCACCCAGAUUACCGUGUGUUCAUGAGUGCAGAACCUGCCCCUACACAUAAGGAACAUAUUAUCCCACAAGGGAUCUUAGAAAAUGCUAUUAAAAUUACCAACGAACCCCCGACUGGAAUGCUGGCAAAUCUCCACUCUGCUCUGGAUAACUUUGAUCAGAACAUCCUUGAUCAAUGCACUAGAGAGCAGGAGUUUAAGAGCAUCUUAUUCUCUCUGUGCUAUUUUCAUGCUUGCGUUGCCGAGCGCCGAAAGUUUGGGCCCCAAGGGUGGAACAGGAAAUACCCCUUUAAUAUCGGAGACCUUACAAUAUCUGUCAGUAUUCUAUACAACUAUCUGGAGGCAAAUGCCCAGGUGCCUUGGGAAGAUCUGCGCUACUUGUUCGGGGAGAUUAUGUACGGCGGUCAUAUAACCGACGACUGGGACCGGAGACUGUGCUGUACGUAUUUGGAAGAAUUCAUGCAACCAAAUCAGUUUGAUAGGAAGCUUGCCUUGGCUCCUGGGUUUGUCGUACCUUCUAACCUAGAUUAUCAAGGUUACCAUACAUACAUUGAUGAGAUGUUGCCUCCAGAGAGUCCUAUCCAUUAUGGCCUUCACCCAAAUGCAGAAAUUGAAUUCUUAACAGUGACUUCAGAUAACCUUUUCCGUACAUUACUAGAACUUCAGUCUCGAGAUUCUAUCAUUGGGGAAGGAGCAGCACAGACAGAAGAGGAGAAGGUCAAAACCGUCUUGGAUGAUAUUUUAGAGAAACUCCCCGAGGGAUAUAACAUGUCAGAUAUAACAUCAAAAACAGCCGAUCGCUCGCCAUAUAUUCUUGUCUGUUUCCAAGAAUGCGAGAGAAUGAACACUCUGAUACAUGAAAUAAGACGUUCUCUAAAGGAGCUGGAUCUUGGUCUUAAGGGUGAGUUGGCAAUCUCCUCGGAAAUGGAACAACUGCAGUCAGCCCUUUUUUUCGAUAAUGUCCCCGACACUUGGACGAAGCUGGCUUAUCCUUCAACAUACAGCCUUGCUCAAUGGUACAAUGAUCUUCUUCUUCGAUGCCGGGAGCUUGACACAUGGACCCAAGAUCUCUCUCUCCCAAGUGUAGUGUGGAUAUCAGGAUUUUUCAACCCCCAGUCCUUCCUCACAGCUGUCAUGCAAAGUUUAGCUCGAAAAAAUGAAUGGCCUCUAGAUAAGAUGCACCUUACGGUUGAUGUUAUGAAGAAAUACAAGGAGGAGUUUUCUCAGCCUGCUCGGGAAGGAGCCUACAUCUAUGGUCUUUACCUGGAAGGUGCAAGAUGGGAUGUACAAAAUGGCCAUAUCGCAGAAGCACGGCUUAAAGCUCCCACCCCAAUUAUGCCCGUCAUCUUUGUAAGAGCUAUUCCUAAUGACAGACAAGAGACACGAAACAUCUAUGAAUGCCCAGUAUACAAGACAAAAUUAAGGGGAUCAACAUAUGUGUGGGCUUUUCACUUAAAGACCAAGGAGAAGCCAUCUAAAUGGAUCCUUGCGGGUGUUUCUUUGCUUUUAAGUGUGUAAAAUUGUUACUGCUCAAAUACCAAAUUCUAGGAGUGGAAAGAAGAGUGCUCUAAAUGAGACGCCAGCAGUCUUGUAAAAGUGGCAAGGAACAGUCAGAAAAAUCUACAUUUGCCAUCCAACAUGACACACCUGUUGGAAGGGAACGCUGCAUCUACAUCCGACAAAAAGCUGUUGGUGUCUGGGAAUGUUUUCACUAGUUGAAAUGCAUCUACAUCCAACAGUCGGUGUAAGAACAAAACACCAUCUGAUUUUAUCUGAUCCGACCUGCAUUACAGCUGUGGGGAUCAAUUCAAUAUCUGGAAUUAUACCUGUAAGCAGGCCUGGACUGGCAAUCAGGAAAAUGGCAAAUAACACUUUUUUUAAUCUCAGUCUGAAUAUGGCUGUGAGAUUUAUUAUUGUACUAAGCCUCCUUUUACUCAACUUAAGAUGAUAGAUAUGCAGUUGCAUCUCUUUUGCUUUACUGUUCGAUCAGUUUGGUUAAAUAGGUUUGGUUUGAAUUUUGUUUUCCUCUAAGGAAACUCAACUUUUUUUUUUCUUUUUUAGAAUGAGUUAAAUGGGAUUGAUCACCUUUGAUUAACUUUUAGUAUGAUGUAAAGAGUAAUAUUCCGAGACAAUCUGCAAUUGGCCUUCAUUUUUUAUUUUUAGGUCUUUUUAUUUAAAGAAUUGUUCAGCAACGCUCCAGUUUGGAGUUACAACAGCUAUUUGGUUGCUGGGGUUCAAGUUACCUUAGUAACAAGGGAGUGGUUCAAAUGAGAGACUAAUAUGUAUAGAAGAGGGGCUGAACAGAAAGUUAUAAAAAGUAAACUGUAGCCUCACAGAGCAAUAGUUUUUGGCUGCCAGUGUCAAUGACCUCCAUUUGAAAGAUACAAAGAGUUUGAAGAAGGCAAAUAAUUAAACCAUAAGAAAUAAUGAAGAUCAACUGAAAAGUGGCUUGGAAUUGUUCAUUCUAGAAUAUACUAAGAGAUAAAGAUAAAGCACCCCAUUAAAGUAUAUUCUUUAAAAAAGUAAAAACAAAAAUGUUUAAAUUUCA
Messenger RNA from Xenopus tropicalis (tropical clawed frog), 14464 nucleotides. RefSeq names its product dynein heavy chain 11, axonemal. Gene Ontology annotation, molecular function: ATP binding; minus-end-directed microtubule motor activity; dynein light intermediate chain binding. Gene Ontology annotation, cellular component: 9+2 motile cilium; dynein complex; axoneme. The transcript has 81 exons. The record is from RefSeq and is a predicted model, not a curated record. The coding region runs from base 88 to 13434 and encodes 4448 amino acids. Gene Ontology annotation, biological process: microtubule-based movement. NCBI's taxonomy places the organism in Eukaryota, Metazoa, Chordata, Amphibia, Anura, Pipidae.